Molecule: messenger RNA, 1324 nt
Organism: Esox lucius (northern pike)
Lineage: Eukaryota; Metazoa; Chordata; Actinopteri; Esociformes; Esocidae
Product: CD82 antigen
Exons: 9
Coding region: 199-972 (257 amino acids)
Cellular component (GO): membrane
Source: RefSeq, a predicted model, not a curated record
GCUGGGCUAGAGCUACAAUUCCCAAGCUGCGGUGUUGUCCGCGCUACGCAACGCUUCAUGUUCACACUUGGUUUUGCUUUGUUAUUACCAGUCUACACAGGCAGGCAGGCAGACAGACUUACUGCUCGGCUCACAGGACAGACCUGUUGAUUGCACAAAACAUUCCUCUGUAAAAUCAACGCAAAACCAGAAGUCGCCAUGGGUAAGGGAUGCAUUUCGGCCACCAAGUACUUCCUGUUCCUCUUCAACCUCAUCUUCUUACUCUUCGGCACCCUCAUCAUUGGAUUCGGACUGUGGGUUCUUUUGGACAAUCAGAGCUUCAUGGCCAUCCUGCAAGAGUCCUCCAUGGCGCUGAAGAUCUCCGCCUACGUGCUGAUUGGUGUGGGGGCUCUCUCCAUGCUGAUGGGGUUCCUCGGCUGCCUCGGGGCCAUCUACGAGAUACGCUGUCUGCUGGCCCUGUACUUCACCUGCCUGCUCCUGAUCCUCAUUGGUCAGGUUGCUGCCGGCGUACUCAUCUACUACAAGAAAGACCUGCUGAACGAAGAGAUGUCCAGCGUUGUGACCCAGGUCCUGGCCAACUACCCCGGGAAGAACGGCACCACGGAGAAGGCCUGGGAUUUCAUCCAGAGGACGAUGGAGUGCUGCGGGUGGACCAGUCGUAUGGACUGGCACAAUAACGCCGUCAUAGUGAACAGUUCCCAGCUGUUGUUCCCGUGUUCCUGCCAGAACGUUUCGCUUGCUGACUCUAACUCCACCUCCAACAGUGGCUUCUGUGAGGCCCAGUCACCUGACUGGCCGGUCUUUGACACGGGCUGUUCCGUCAAAGUAGAGAGCUGGCUGCUCGCCAACGUGGGAAUGAUUCUGGGAGUUUGUGUGGGAGUGGCCGUCAUUGAGCUCCUGGGUCUGAUCCUGUCCAUUUGCCUGUGUAAGAGUGUGCGUACUGAGGAAUACACCAAAGUGCCCAAGUACUGAAGAUGAAGGCACAAACAGUUCACAAUUGCGCACACACACAGUGACACACGCAUAACUGAACAAAUGUGUUUUUGCUCUCUCUCCCUAUAUGUGGAGAAACAUGUUUCGGUACAAAUUUUAAGAUUUUAUUUUAUAAAAAAAAAAAAAAAAGUGGUUUUGUUUGUAUUUUUUUCUAGGCACUUUUGUCUUUUCUGCCAGUCCAGUUUCCAUUGGAGCACUUUAGAGACUGUAUGUAUGAGUUAUGAAUCAAAAAGGAUUACAGGACUGGGUCACGAAGAGAACAUGAGGGAGAGAUGGGGACAGGAGGGAGAGAUGGGGACAGGAGGGAGAGAUGGGGACAGGAGGGAGAGAU